UUGGAACACUCACCAUUUCCUUCUUGAAGGAGAAAAGAGCUGUAUAGUUAGCUCUCAGAAUACUUUCCAUUAUGUAUGGCUUCACGUUUUAUUUGAAAUGUGUCAAAGAGAACAAAUGAUAUAUUUCAUUUUGUCAGUAAUUGAUUAUUCAGUGGGUGACCAUGAGGGUAAGGUCAAUCCUUACUAGGGCUGUAAAGCUUUUGGGGCUUUGCCCUGAAGAAGACAAAAGUGGAACAACUAGUAGUGUUUUGUUAUCUGCAGAUCAAAUCCCAGACCUAAAGUGAGACUUCCACAGAGUGCUGAGGUGGUGAUCAAAGGAGUAUGGAGAGAGUGAGGGAAUGUUUCAAUCAGUGAGUGUAUACUGGAAAGUGAGGAAGUCGGAUAUAUUGGUCAUGGAAGAUUAUCCUAAGUAUGAUGUUCUUAUUGGCUUGCCUCAUUAUAGGAUUUCAUAAUAGUGAAAGGCUUAAAAGAACAGGAUUAUCUAACAUACCCAGGCAAUUAUAUGAACUAUCUACAGAUUAUGGAUCUAAACUCUAUGAUUACCAGGCCAGAAUUCGUAUGCCUAAAGUCAAAAUGGAACUUCUAAGGGUGGGAAGCCACAAUUUGGAAAGCAAUUCCCAAGAAAUUCUGUCCCUGACUAAACAGAUAGAUAUCCUGAAGGCUUUACUCAAAGAUAUCAAAAACAAAAUGGACAACUACAUUCUGAAUCCUAAUACAGAAGCCUUUGGAAAGCAAGAUGACUCAGAUAUUACCAAUGAGGAAAUGGUGAUCUUGGUGAAUUAUGUGCUUAAAAAGUUAAGGGAGGAUCAAGUCCAGAUGGCUGACUAUGCCCUCAAAUCUGCAGGUGCCUCCAUUGUUGAAGCAGGAACAUCUGAGAGUUACAAAAAUGAUAAAGCAAAACUAUAUUGGCAUGGGAUAGGAUUCUUAAGUUAUGAAAUGCCUCCUGAUGUUAUUCUUCAGCCUGAUGUCCAUCCUGGAAAGUGCUGGGCAUUUCCAGGUUCUAAGGGUCACACUAUAAUUAAACUUGCCAGGAAGAUUACACCAACAGCAGUUACCAUGGAGCAUAUCUCAGAGAAGAUUUCUCCCUCAGGAAAUACCUCCAGUGCUCCCAAGGACUUUUCUGUUUAUGGACUCAAAGAAGAAUGUAAAGGAGAGGAAAUCUUCCUAGGUCAGUUUAUGUAUAACAAAAAAGGGACCAGUGUUCAAACAUUUCACCUCCAGAAUGAAGUUUCUGAAUACUUACUAUGUGUGAAACUGAAAAUUCUGAACAAUUGGGGCCACCCCAAAUAUACAUGUUUAUAUCGAUUCAGAGUCCAUGGUAAGCCAGAAACCGAUGGCUUAGGAGCUCCUUAAAAAGAGCAAGGACUGACUAAGGUGAAGUAAACUGACAUAUCUACCAAAUCAAAAUAGCCAAAGCCCCCAAUAAUCAAACAAAUGGAAUGAAAGCUUCAAAAAGAGUAGUUCACACUUGCAUUAAAAUAAUAAGAAAAGCUGGUUUUCUACAAAUAAUGAAUGCUGUUUGUAAAAAAUGUUUGGAAGUUAACU
This is a messenger RNA of Monodelphis domestica (gray short-tailed opossum), 1545 nucleotides long. RefSeq names its product Sad1 and UNC84 domain containing 3 (gene SUN3). Lineage: Eukaryota; Metazoa; Chordata; Mammalia; Didelphimorphia; Didelphidae. Gene Ontology annotation, cellular component: meiotic nuclear membrane microtubule tethering complex; nuclear envelope. The record is from RefSeq and is a predicted model, not a curated record. Gene Ontology annotation, molecular function: protein-membrane adaptor activity.